Messenger RNA from Theobroma cacao (cacao), 1207 nucleotides. RefSeq lists its product as uncharacterized. NCBI's taxonomy places the organism in Eukaryota, Viridiplantae, Streptophyta, Magnoliopsida, Malvales, Malvaceae. Gene Ontology annotation, molecular function: protein binding. The record is from RefSeq and is a predicted model, not a curated record.
CACACUCACAUGCAACCGUCUUAUAACACUACAAAGCUCCAUUUUUUUGAGCAUCCUAUGGCAUAAGCCAAGCACCAGCCAUGGACUGGUACUCUUGGUUGUCGAAAAGUGCCCUUGAGCCCUCACUUAUCUAUGAGUAUGGCCUUGCCUUUUCUCGCAAUGAGCUCCAAAAGGAGGACUUGGCAUACUUCAACCAUGAGUUUCUUCAGAGCAUGGGCAUAUCAGUCGCCAAGCAUAGGCUGGAGAUUCUCAAGGCUGCUAGGAAGGAAAUUGGAGAAUCCCCUAAUAGCCUGUCCAAGCUCAUUUUGGCAAUCAACAAAACAAGAAAGUGCUUCAACAAGUAUGUUAACAAGUUGGUUCAUCAUGAGAAUAGCGCGAUUAAGCCACUGCCGGAGCCGGUUCGUUAUAGAGAUCAGUGGAGAGGAGCAUUGACAAGGAAGUGCAAGAGUGAGAAGGAGCUGAGGAUAGAGCAGCCUGUGCUGAGAACCAGGAAGGUAGCAAAAUCUGGUCCCCUGGAUUACAGAGCACAAGACAAGUUGCUGGUCCCUCCUAGGAGCUUAAAAUUAUCAGGGCCUCUUGAUAGAAAAAUGCAGGAGAAGUUGGUGUUUAAUUAUAGGAGCCCCAUAACAUCUGGUCCUGUUGAUAUUGCUAUGGCGCAAGAGAGGUUGAUGCUCACAAAUAGGAGUCCAAAACUGUCUGGACCUCUUAAUUAUGUAAGACCCCCAAGCCCGAAGGUUCAUGCUGACUACAACAAGGAAAAGGCAGGUGGGGACUAUGGCGAUCAAACAUUAUGGGCAACCCUGUUUCAGGACAUGAAACCCACUUGACUUGUCCAUAUGUCUUUCUUAGUUUUGUCUGGAAAGGUGAGAUUGGUUUAUUGAAAUGUUUUAUUCCAAUCAGUGAGACAAGCCUUAUAUUGUCUGGUGAAAAUUGCUUUUUAUGCAUGUGAAUUUGAUAUAAGGUUAGGAUGCCACAAUAUUAGCAUCUUCAGAUAGUGUUGGACAGUUUUUCUAUCAUCAACACGCAUGCCAUGGUUUAUAUUCUUUCUGAGUUCAUGUAUCUAAAUUUUCAAGAAUUAUAGUAUAUGCUUUAAGAUUUAUGGUUUGUUAGGAGCUCUUUGAGUUUAAGAUCCUACAUACCGGCAAACUUUCAUGCCUUGUACUGAAAACCAUAUUCUAUAGAAUGUGUGCUGCGAGCUUUCCUGGAA